This is a messenger RNA of Suncus etruscus (white-toothed pygmy shrew), 5844 nucleotides long. RefSeq names its product suppressor of glucose, autophagy associated 1 (gene MTCL2). Lineage: Eukaryota; Metazoa; Chordata; Mammalia; Eulipotyphla; Soricidae. The transcript has 15 exons. Gene Ontology annotation, biological process: insulin receptor signaling pathway; regulation of autophagy. The record is from RefSeq and is a predicted model, not a curated record. Bases 156 to 4445 code for a protein of 1429 amino acids.
GCAGCAGCCGCCUGCCGCUCAGCGCCUCGCUGGCCUUCUCCGACCUCACCGAGGAGCUCCUGGACUGCGGGCCCGGCGGCUUGGUGCGGGAGCUGGAGGAGCUGCGCUCCGAGAACGACUAUCUCAAGGAUGAGAUCGAGGAGCUGCGGGCAGAGAUGCUGGAGAUGCGGGACGUCUACAUGGAGGAGGAUGUAUACCAGCUGCAGGAGCUGAGGCAGCAGCUGGACCAGGCCAGCAAGACCUGCCGGAUCUUACAGUACCGGCUGCGCAAGGCGGAGCGCCGCAGUCUCCGCGCCGCGCAGACGGGCCAGGUGGACGGCGAGCUCAUCCGUGGCCUGGAGCAGGAUGUCAAGGUCUCUAAGGACAUCUCCGUGCGACUGCACAAGGAGCUGGAGGUGGUGGAGAAGAAACGUGCGCGGCUGGAGGAGGAAAAUGAGGAGCUUCGCCAGCGGCUCAUUGAGAUAGAACUGGCAAAGCAGGUGUUGCAGACGGAGCUGGAGCGGCCGAGAGAGCACUCCUUGAAGAAGAGAGGGACCCGCUCGCUGGGGAAGACAGACAAGAAGCCUUCUGUGCAGGAGGACAGCGCAGACCUGAAGUGUCAGCUGCACUUUGCAAAGGAGGAGUCGGCCCUCAUGUGUAAGAAGCUCACCAAGCUGGCAAAGGAGAACGACGGCAUGAAGGAGGAGCUGCUUAAGUACCGCUCACUCUACGGCGACCUGGACAGCGCCCUGUCGGCCGAGGAGCUGGCAGACGCCCCACACUCUCGGGAGACCGAGUUGAAGGUGCAUCUGAAGCUGGUGGAGGAGGAAGCCAACCUGCUGAGCCGCCGCAUCGUGGAGCUGGAGGUGGAAAACCGAGGCCUGCGGGCCGAGAUGGACGACAUGAAGGACCAGCCUGGAGCCAGCCUCGGGGGUCUGGAGGCCCGCCUGGCCUUUUCCACCCUGGCCACCACCGGCGGUGGUGGUGGUGGUGGCGGCAGUGAGUGUGGGGAGAGCUUGGCCGAGCUGCGGCGUCACCUCCAGUUUGUGGAGGAGGAGGCAGAGCUGCUGAGGCGCUCGUCUGCUGAACUCGAGGACCAGAACAAGCUGCUGCUGACCGAACUGGCCAAGUACCGCGCAGAGCACGAGCUGGACGUGACCCUGUCGGAGGACAGCUGCUCGGUGCUGAGCGAGCCUUCGCAGGAGGAGCUGGCUGCUGCCAAGCUGCAGAUCGGCGAGCUCAGUGGCAAGGUCAAGAAGCUGCAGUACGAGAACCGAGUGCUGCUGUCCAACCUGCAGCGCUGUGACCUCGCUUCCUGCCAGAGCACCCGGCCCAUGCUGGAGACGGACGCCGAGGCAGGGGACUCUGCGCAGUGUGUCCCGGCUGCCCUGGGUGAUGCCAGUGGAUCCCAUGCCGCCCGGCUGUGCAGGAGUAGGGAGGCUGAGGCUCUCCCAGUGCUGCGGGAGCAGGCCGCCCUGGUCAGCAAGGCCAUCGACGUGCUGCUGGCUGAUGCCAACGGCUUCUCCACAGGCCUCCGGCCGUAUCUGGACGAGUGUGCAGAUUUCCGGCUGCAUGAGCCCCCUGACAACAGCGAGGGGCCCCGGGACUCCAAGCUCCUCCACGCACUGCUGGUGCGGUUGAGCCUACUCCAGCAAGAGCUCAAUGCCUUCGUGAGGAAGGCCGACCCCAUUCUGGGAGGCUCAGCCAAGGAGCCGCCGGAGUCAUUUUCCACAUUGCCCCCCUUGGGCUCCCAGGGGCCCUCCAAGGAGAUGCUUCUGGCCAAAGACCUCAGCUCCGACUUCCAGCCACCAGAUUUCAGGGACUUGACCGAAUGGGAGCCCAGGAUGAGAGAGGCCUUUCGUGCUGGGGACCUGGAGUCCAAGCCUGAUCCCAGCCGGAGCUUUAGGCCUUAUCGAGCUGAAGACAAUGAAUCCUACUCCUCUGAGAUCAAGGAGUUGCAGCUGGUGUUGGCUGAGGCCCAUGACAGCCUCCGAGGCCUGCAAGAGCAGCUGUCCCAGGAACGGCAGCUUCGGAAGGAGGAAGCUGACAGCUUCAAUCAGAAAAUGGUCCAGCUGAAGGAGGACCAGCAGAGGGCGCUGCUGAGGCGAGAGUUUGAACUGCAGAGUCUGAGCCUCCAGCGGCGGCUGGAGCAAAAAUUCUGGAGCCAGGAGAAAAACAUGCUGGUGCAGGAGUCGCAACAGUUCAAGCACAAUUUCUUGCUGCUCUUCAUGAAGCUCAGGUGGUUCCUCAAGCGCUGGCGGCAGGGCAAGAUUUUGCCCAGCGAGAGGGACGAUUUCCUGGAGGUGAGCAGCAUGAAGGAGCUCUACCUCCUCAUGGAGGAAGAGGAACUGAAUGCUCAGCAUUCUGAUAACAAGACCUGCACGGGGGACAGCUGGACCCAGAACACGCCCAAUGAAUACAUCAAGACACUGGCCGACAUGAAGGUGACACUGAAGGAACUGUGCUGGCUGCUGCGGGAUGAGCGCCAGGGCCUGACUGAGCUGCAGCAGCAGUUUGCCAAGGCCAAGGCCACCUGGGAGAUGGAGCGGGCAGAGCUCAAGAGCCACACAGCCCAGAUGGAGUUGAAGGCUGGGAAAGGGCCUGGGGAGCGGGCAGGGCCCGACUGGAAGGCGGCGCUGCAGCGGGAGCGCGAGGAGCAGCAACAUCUCCUGGCCGAAUCCUACAGUGCCGUCAUGGAGCUCACGCGGCAGCUGCAGAUUAGCGAGCACAACUGGAGCCAAGAGAAGCUGCAGCUGGUGGAGCGGCUGCAAGGGGAGAAGCAGCAGGUGGAACAGCAGGUGAAGGAGCUGCAGAACCGCCUGAGCCAGCUGCAGAAGGCUGCUGAUCCCUGGGCCCUGAAACACACCGACCUGGAGAAGCAGGAUAACAGCUGGAAGGAGGUGCACAAUGAGAAGGUCCAUGACAAGGAGGCUGCCUCUGACACUGAGCUUGGGGGAGCCAUCUUAAAAAGGACCAAAUCGGUUUCCUCCAUGUCUGAGUUUGAAAGUUUGCUGGACUGUUCCCCCUACCUGCCUGGUGAAGCCCCGCGGGGCAAGAAGCUGCCCAACAGCCCUACCUAUGCCUUCGUGGGCAACCAGCUGGUGGACCCAGAAAAGGAGGCUGCGGAGCAGCCUGGGUGCUCACCCCGGGACUGCCACAGGGCGGGCUGCCAGGAGCCGGCAGGGAGGCAGAUGCAACGCAGCUACACGGCACCAGACAAGACGGGCAUCCGUGUGUACUACAGCCCCCCGGUGGCCCGGCGCCUGGGCGUGCCUGUGGUCCAUAACCGGGAAGGCAAGAUCAUCAUUGAGCCAGGCUUCCUCUUCACCACCGCCAAGCCCAAAGAGUCCGCCGAGGCCAAUGGGCUCGCCGAGAGCUCCUAUAGUCGGUGGCUCUGCAACUUUUCACGGCAGCGCCUGGACGCAAACUCUGGCAGCAGCCCCUCGGCCUCAGCUCCUGGCUUCCCUGCAGCCCUGCAUGACUUUGAGAUCUCGGGCAACAUGAGCGAUGACAUGAAGGAGAUUACCAACUGUGUGCGCCAGGCCAUGCGCUCGGGCUCGCUGGAGAGGAAGGUGAAGAGCACGUCCAGCCAGACGGUGGGGCUGGCCAGCGUGGGCACACAGACCAUUCGCACGGUCAGCGUGGGCCUGCAGACAGACCCGCCCCGCAGCGGGCUCCACGGCAAGAGCUGGUCACCACGCAGCUCCUCCCUGAUGUCUGUGCGCAGCAAGCAAAUCUCUUCCUCCCUGGACAAGGUGCACUCACGCAUCGAGCGGCCCUGCUGCUCACCCAAGUAUGGCUCCCCCAAGCUCCAGCGUCGCUCUGUGUCCAAACUGGACAGCACCAAGGACCGUAGCCUGUGGAACCUACACCAGGGCAAGCAGAACGGCUCGGCCUGGGCACGCUCCACCACCACUCGGGACAGCCCUGUGCUGCGGAACAUCAACGACGGGCUCUCCAGCCUCUUUAGCGUGGUGGAGCACUCAGGGAGCACAGAGUCUGUCUGGAAACUGGGCAUGUCCGAGGCCCGGGCCAAGCCUGAGCCUCCUAAGUACGGCCUCGUGCAAGAGUUCUUCCGUAAUGUUUGUGGGCGAGCCCCAAGCCCCACCUCGGCUGGGGAGGAGGGCACUAAGAAGGCAGAGCCCUUGUCGCCUGCCAGCUACCAUCAGCCUGAGAGUGUGGCUAGGAUCCUGAACAAGAAGGUGGUCAAGUGUGGCAGCAGUGAGGAGGCCCGCCUGGCCGGGCUGCCGCAGGUGGGGAAGGAUGGUGUCCCCCGGGAUGCAGACAGCUCCACUAUUCUCCCCAAUGAGGAUGCCAUCUGUGACUGCAGUGCCCAGUCUCUGGCCUCCUGCUUCGCAAGGCCUUCCCGCUCUGCUGUCGUUCGCCACUCCCCUUCCAAGUGCAGGCUCCAUGCUUCAGAGUCAGGCUGGUGUGGGGAGGAAAGGGCUGCGCCUCCCAGCGACUGAUGGAACCUUGAGGUGCCUUGCCCUCAACUAGCCCUGGGCCUCGAGAGCUGAAGGGAACCAGCAGAAAGGAGAGGAGGCAGGAGGCCUGGUCCUCAGAAUUGCCUCGCUCUAAGGGAAAGCAGCUGAACCCCUGCCAGGCCACAGCCUUCCCUCCAGGUAAAGUAGGGAUACCUGCUAACUGAAGAAAGGUGAGCUCUGACUUCUGGGGAACCAGCCAGCCAUCGGGAGAAAAAGCAAAACUGCACUUCGUAGCAUCAUGGAGACAGCAUGGAGAACCCACUGAAAAAGCUAAUCCCAGGGUGCUCAGGGAACACUUGGCCUGCCUGGAUUCCCCAUACCCCUGUGCCCAUGCUUCAGAAGAGUAGAAGAAAGGAUACACCCUGAGAAGUGCCCUGCUAACCACACCCCCUCUCUAUAGGGGAGAAACACCCAUGAGAAUAGACUUUGCUCCUGGGCUGCGCAACCUUGACUCCACAAGUUCCCAUCACUUCCUCUCCCAGCCCCGGUGUUCUGGGUGGCCAUACUUCUUGGAGGUGUGAUAGGGCUGUAGCCGGCCAAGUGUCUACUUGGAGUCCCGGAGCCCUGGAUCUCCCGGCUCAUGGCCUUGAUGCAGCAGAGACUGGACAUCUAGGUGAGAGUAGAUUUUAGGGUAGAGGAGCCUUGGGGCUACUUCCCUCACAACAUGACCCGGGACCCCAACCCUUGCAAGAGACCUGGGAGAAGAACUGGGUCAUAAAUCUCAAGGGUUGGGCCCUAGAUUAAGGCCUUCAUGCCCACUGCCUCAGUUGCUGAGACAGGCUUUCCCCAGCCCCUGGAAGGCAGCCACGUCCCCACCAAGUUUACAUCCUGCAGCGGGGGAAGGCAAAGAAACCCCCUCACCAAACCUUCCCACCUCUUGGGCCAGGCUGGGCCAAGGAGAGGUCCAGCAGGCCAGAGCCCAGGACACAGUGGUAGACAGGGCCUAAAGACAUAUUUCUUGAUUAGGUUUUUUUUAUUUGAGUUUUUCUUACUAUAAAUAUUUAAGGUGGGUUUACUUUAUUUUAAUAAUUUAAUUCUCCCCCCAAAGUCCCUAAGGUAAUUUAUUGGCAGUUGGGACAUGUAUUCUUGCCACUGAGAGAACACAGACUUCUAAAACCAUGGACAAUCCCCAUGAGACCCAUGGGUACUCCAUGAAAACAUAGCAGCUCCUCUCCGGCCUCCAAACACAGGUCUCUGAUCAGAUCUGGGGUACCGCAUCAUGCUUAGUGCAGCUGAGCAGGAUACAGGUUUCAAACACUGCCUUUCACUCAACACCUGGUACCAGCGAAAUCCCUAGUGAUCAGCCGGCAGCACUGACACCACUCCUUCCUGAACAUCCUCCAUGUCCCUUCUUAUUCCUUCCCUCUCUGUCAUCUGUUUU